AUGGCUCCCACUCCGACUAACGGAGACCUUGCCGCCGACCCCACAUCCUCACCAAAACCAGAGUCGGGCUACUGGACAAAAGCAAACAUCGCCGUGACCACCGUCUUCGCUCUCCUCGCUCUGGGAGUCUUCCUUGCCUUGAUCCUAUUCUACCUUCACCGAAGAGCCCAGAAGAAGAAGCUUGCCAAACCACACGCAGACAAAGCUGGCUUGCUCGAGAAUGAAGACAAGACGAGCAUGUUCAGCCGGCACCGAGCUAGCAGCGUAACAGUAUAUGUCGACUCGGAAGUCGACGAGCAAAGCAAGAGAGCUAGCCAAGAGACUCCAAGCAGGAUCCCGAUUCAAAUCACACCGGUGGAAGAAAGCAGGGAUCCGAUAAACAACAAAAGGGGAAGCACGGGUAGCGGCGUCAGUGCCAUGAGCAGGAACACCUUGAGCACCAUACUGCUGAGCCCAAUAUCACCGCAUAUUGAAGACGGUGAUUUGAUGCAGCCAACGGGCAGGCCACGAAGCACGAGUUCAUCGAGCCAAAAGGCGCGAUACUAUCAGACAACACCCACAAACAUCGAGAUGCCACAGAUUCCGAAAAUUAUUCGAACACCCUCCGAUGAUGAAACGAGACGAUGA
Molecule: messenger RNA, 627 nt
Organism: Cucurbitaria berberidis CBS 394.84
Lineage: Eukaryota; Fungi; Ascomycota; Dothideomycetes; Pleosporales; Cucurbitariaceae
Exons: 1
Coding region: 1-627 (208 amino acids)
Source: RefSeq, a predicted model, not a curated record